CCUCUGGAAGCGACGUGGCAGCGCGCAUGCGCAAACUCUAACCGGCUCUUACAGACAGAGAGGAAACAGUGAAGAAACGCGACAUUUGUAAAGGAUUUAAAGCUAAAAGUGUAGAAACAUCUGAUUAUUAUGGGUCUGACCAUCUCGUCCAUAUUCGGGAGACUCUUUGGGAAGAAGCAGAUGAGAAUAUUAAUGGUGGGUUUGGAUGCAGCAGGAAAAACAACAAUACUUUACAAACUGAAGCUUGGAGAAAUCGUCACAACUAUUCCUACUAUUGGGUUUAAUGUGGAGACUGUGGAGUACAGGAACAUCUGCUUCACCGUGUGGGAUGUCGGUGGUCAGGAUAAAAUCCGUCCUCUGUGGAGACAUUACUUCCAGAACACUCAGGGUCUGAUCUUCGUGGUGGACAGUAAUGACAGAGAGAGAGUGGCUGAGUCUGCUGAUGAACUCUCCAAAAUGCUGCAAGAAGAUGAGCUGAGAGACGCUGUGCUGCUGGUGUUUGCUAACAAACAGGAUUUGCCCAACGCCAUGCCGGUCAGCGAGCUCACAGAUAAACUGGGCCUGCAGAGUUUGCGCAGCCGAACGUGGUACGUUCAGGCCACAUGCGCUACACAAGGAACUGGACUCUAUGAAGGACUGGACUGGUUAUCCAACGAGCUGUCUAAACGCUAGUGCUGUCCAUCACCCCUCAUACAGCGAGAGAGAGAGUGCACACGCAUGUGCUGGAGUUUUCAGAACAUGAAUCUAUAGACUCUUAUUGUGUGUGUGUGUGUGUGUGUGUGUGUGAGAGAUGCAGUUUUGUGGAGCCAUGUCUUUACUUUUCUACACAUCAGUCCUUUUCCUUUUGCUUCAUCUGCAUCUCUCUGUUUUACAUGAUGAUGCUUCAGAUUACUUACAACAUUCAACUUAACUGCUGCUUGAUCUCAAUAAUACUGAGACGUCUUUUUUCGUCCCCAAAUAAAACAGCAGAUGAACCAAUUGACCUGUGAAUCUGGAAUGAUUGACAGGAGCUCAGGUGUAUUACCUGAGCCCUGGAAGCCCCUCCCACUUCCUCCAUCUCACAUUAGUAAUCUCUCUCUGAUGGAAACAUGCAGCGUUCUCACUCACUCUUAUGGGAAACAGAAUUUUUUGAGUUCUUUCAAACUAAAUAAAAAGUGUGUGUUUUUGACAGCUAACUUUACACUCUGAUUAUUUCAGAAUCUAAAUUCUUAUUCUAAAAGAAAGAAAGCUGGUCUCUACGGUUUAACAAACGAUUGAGCAACUGAUCUUAUUUCCCCAAAAAUCUGUGAAACUGAAAUCUGUUUACUGUGAAACCGCAUACACAUGUGCACACACACACAAACACACACACACACACCCCUUGAUGUUGAAAAUGAGUGUGUGUUCUUCCUUUUUGGGUUAAUCAGGUCUAAUCGUUGGAAAAUGUUCUGAAUUGGAAGUGUGAAUGUUUUUUUUCUUUCUUUUAAAUCUGUUAAAUGUUAAAGUUUCUGCAUUUCAAAAUCAUCCACACAAUAUGAAUAUUUCCUCUGUCCAUUCAUAUGAUACAGAAUCUGGGAUUUCCUUUGUGCAUGCGUUAGAGUUAAAUUGACUUCCUGUCUGUGAGAAACCUUUUUCUCUUCUCUAAACUCGAGCUUAUUGCAGGAUAAACAGCUGGAUCUCUGAGCACUUUUUACACAAGUGUGUGUAUUAUACAGUGUGCUCAUGUGUAUUAUACAGUGUGCUCAUGUGUAUUAUACAGUGUGCUCAUGUCUUAUAGGUGCUCACAUUCAACCUGUCCAGGUAUGUAGCUGUAAUUUUGACACCGCAGGAAAACACCUUGUCCUUCUGAGAUGUGAGAAAUGACCUGAAGGACAGGGCGUCGUGUGGUGUUUCCUCCUUGUGUUUUAGUUUUAAUGUUUAGCUGAAGAUGUUUGUUUCAUGUCUGCUGUAGGAACUUCCACUGCAACUUAAAUAAAUUGUUUUCCUGAAA
Messenger RNA from Tachysurus fulvidraco (yellow catfish), 1969 nucleotides. RefSeq names its product ADP-ribosylation factor 5-like. Gene Ontology annotation, molecular function: GTP binding; GTPase activity. The record is from RefSeq and is a predicted model, not a curated record. Bases 130 to 672 code for a protein of 180 amino acids. The transcript has 6 exons. Gene Ontology annotation, biological process: intracellular protein transport; vesicle-mediated transport. Lineage: Eukaryota; Metazoa; Chordata; Actinopteri; Siluriformes; Bagridae. Gene Ontology annotation, cellular component: cytoplasm; plasma membrane.